AUGACAUCCUGCAGUAACCUUCCUCCGUUCAAUGCCAGCGACUAUCUUUUUUCUACUACAUCCUCGAUUCUCAUUGACGCGCCUAUUGACAAAGUAUGGUCUAUCCUCAUGGACUUCCCAAGCUAUCAAAAGUGGUCAGUACAAUUUGUGAAAACAGCAAGAAUAAUGAUAUUGAAAGAUAGGUCUAGGAAUACUUUCACGCGAUCAAUGGUGUUAGUUGACUACAAUACUCGCCGGCCCCUUGCAGACCAAAAGCUUGAGGUCGGAAAAUAUUUUGAUAUGCUCGUCAACAUGAAUCCUGGAGAUGUUCCAGAAGAUCCAAACAAAAGAGACCGAGGCGACGCCUUUGCCAUGAUUUCUAUGUUGGAGCCAGAGAAUUAUCGUAUCUCGUGGACAGCAGCAAUGUUUCCCUACUUCAUACUUCGCUCGUUGCGUACACAGGCGCUGAGCGUGGAUAAAGAGACGGGGAUGACUAAAUACGAGAACUUCGAAGCGUUUGGAGGGUUACUUGCAUAUCUUAUUAGAUAUAUGUCUAGUGAGCAACUGAAGAAAGGGUUUGCUGGUGCAGCGAAUAGCUUGAAGAAACAAGCUGAAAAAAACCCUGCUAAACUCCGAGUCUAUUUAUCGGCGGACACGAAGCAUAAAUUAGCAUAG
Molecule: messenger RNA, 654 nt
Organism: Psilocybe cubensis
Lineage: Eukaryota; Fungi; Basidiomycota; Agaricomycetes; Agaricales; Agrocybaceae
Exons: 4
Coding region: 1-654 (217 amino acids)
Source: RefSeq, a predicted model, not a curated record